CAAGUGAUCAAGUGACUGAUGAAGAAUAGUGAAUAAACUUUUAUAGUGAAGUAAACCAAAAAUUAUAACAUUGAUUGUUGCAUUUUUAGUUUUACUUAGAAAAUAAUUGUUAUCAAUAAAAAUGAGCUUCCUAAGAGAACUACAGAAACAGAAAAGGAGACUGAAAGAAACGGAAACCAUAAUAACUAAAGUAGAUGGAAAGAGGUAUGUUGAAAUAGGCCAAGAGGUAACGCAACUGAAUGAUCAUGUCUAUGGUUUUGUAGUUGAUACUAAACCAGAUGACAUACCUGUACUUGUAAUAGAUUAUCUGUACAUUGGUUCACAAGAUUGUGCAGUCAAUAGUAUUUUAAAGACCUACAAUAUAAAACAUGUUUUAAGUUUAGGUAUAGAAGUUAAUGUUGAUGUUGAUAAUAAAUUUGUUAUUAUAUUAGAUUUGCCUGAAUCUGACAUUAAGUUUGCAUUGAAAGAUUGUUUACCAUUUGUAAAAAAUGCCAUAGAUAAUAGAGAAAAUGUUCUCAUCCAUUGUAAUGCGGGCGUGUCGCGAACCGCUAUGGUUACCAUAGCUUAUUUAAUGCACUAUGAGUUAAUGAGUUAUGAAAAUGCUUACAAUUUAGUUAAAAUUAAGAGGCCAGCAAUACAGCCUAAUGAUGGAUUUAGAAAGCAAUUAAUUUGCUUAAAACCAGGCGAAUGUAUAUGAUUUUUUUAAUAAAAUAUAUUUUGUAAUAUACAAAUAAACACUAACUUAUCAUUAUAUU
This is a messenger RNA of Colias croceus (clouded yellow), 755 nucleotides long. It is a transcript of the gene Mkp, whose product is annotated as probable dual specificity protein phosphatase DDB_G0283417. Gene Ontology annotation, biological process: regulation of MAP kinase activity; protein dephosphorylation. Gene Ontology annotation, cellular component: cytoplasm. The record is from RefSeq and is a predicted model, not a curated record. The coding region runs from base 122 to 697 and encodes 191 amino acids. The transcript has a single exon. Gene Ontology annotation, molecular function: JUN kinase phosphatase activity. NCBI's taxonomy places the organism in Eukaryota, Metazoa, Arthropoda, Insecta, Lepidoptera, Pieridae.